CCAUGAAGAGGAGGAUGAAGACCAUUCCCAUUCUGACGCUGAUCCGAUCCGGAUGAGGGGCUCCGGAGGUCCUGUCGCUCUCUCGGGACGCCGGCCGGAGCCCCCGGUGUCUGAUCCGCCGUCCGGGGGGGCGUCGCUCCGCCGCAGGAAGGAGGACUUGCGCGUGGCUGCCCCUGGAAACCAGAAGGACCAGAAGGACGUGGGUUCGAGUCCUCGCGGAGAGGACGGAGGUGCGCUCAUGCCUGCGCGGAAACGCGGCAUCCUGCAGACGGGCUGCGCAGUCUGACUGCGGCUUGCGGACCACAGGUUGGACACACCUGGACCGCCGAAGACCCCCGACCCCCCCGCACCCCCCUCCACCGGGGACCCGUGGCGGAGCAGCGUGCUUGUGAAUUACGAACUGUUGAUGACUGGUGAGUGAUGACCGAUGACCGGUUCGCCGGACCGUCAUCCGUCCGUGCCGCUCUCCGUCCAGGGCACCAUGAGGGUCCGAUAGGCGUCUCCCACGCCGCCACCCUGUUUUACCGUGUUUCUGUGGAGCUGCUGCGCGGACAUGGCCGCGAUCGCGAGCUCCCUCAUCCGCCAGAAGCGUCAGGCGCGCGAGUCCAACAGCGACCGGGUGUCCACGUCCAAGCGGCGGCCGAGUCCGAGCAAAGACCCGCGUUCGCUGUGCGAGAGACACUUCCUGGGCGUCUUCGGCAAGGUGCGCUUCUGCAGCGGCAAGAAGAGGCCCGUGAGGCGGCGACCAGAUGUGCCGUCCAACUGCCAGGUGCAGGUGUCCCGUAGGGGCGUCAGGCUAGAACCACAGCUGAAAGGCAUCGUGACUCGACUGUUCAGCCAACAGGGCUUCUACCUGCAGAUGCAGCCAGACGGGACCAUCGACGGGACCAAGGACGAGAACAGCGACUACACCCUGUUCAACCUGAUCCCAGUGGGUCUGCGUGUCGUUGCCAUCCAGGGGGUGAAGGCCAACUUCUACAUCGCCAUGAACGGAGAGGGAUUCCUUUACAGCUCGGAAAUGUUCACUCCAGAGUGUAAGUUCAAGGAGUCCGUCUUUGAGAACUACUACGUGAUCUACUCAUCGACUGUGUACCGGCAGCAGGAGUCGGGCCGCGCCUGGUUCCUCGGCCUCACCAAGGAGGGCCAGGCCAUGAAGGGCAACCGCGUGAAGAAGACCAAACCCUCCUCCCAUUUCGUACCCAGACCCAUCGAAGUGUGUAUGUACAGGGAGCCCUCACUGCACGACAUUGAAGAGAAGCAGCGCUCCAGGAAGAGUUCUGGGACCCCCACCAUGAACGGGGGCAAAGCCCUGAACCAGAACUCCACAUAGCAGGGCUGGCCCUGGCCUGAGCUCUGCCCCCGGGCUCCGCCCUUCCCCACACGUCGUCCCGCACCGAGGAACAUGCAAAGAAAACAGAAACGGAAGUGAGAUACUUCAGACAGAAAGGGAAAGCGUUUCAAUCCAGGACAUGAAGUUACAUCAUAUCACGCAAAAGCCUGUGAUGCUGGGGAGUUUACCCUGCCUUUCGGUAUUUACCGCAUUCCUCCACGUCAUGCCACACCAGGAAUGCACGCUUUGCUCCAUGUUACCCGCUCACCUGUUCCUUCAUGACUUUACGAGUGCUUGGCCUUUUCUCAUGCUUGUCCGUGUUGCUUUUUUUCCGAAAAGGGUUGAAUUCUCGACUCCGCCCCUUUCCGCAUUCGUCCUUGGACCUUUGGUCUGCGGAUGAUCUCCUGGAGCUUCUGUGUCAUGCUCCGCACGCCUUGGGGGAAGUGGGGGUCAGUGUCUUUGCAGAACUCAGUGGUCCUGCAGGAGGCCACUUUCUGGGGGUGGGUGAGGGGCGCUCUCCAGCAUCCGGGAGGUGCUGCGUAGCGACGCGUCCCCUUGUCUCGCUGCUUCUGCUCAUCAGCCUCCACGUCUUCCGUCCAAUGCCAGCGGUGCCCGACGUCGCGCUCAGGGACACUGCAGUUGCCUGGAGCCUGGGGCAGUGAGGGGCCGCGCCGUGCAGCACGUCUCCAGCGUCCAGGGCCCGAGGAUGUCAAAGUGUUGAAAUGUGUCGUUGUGGGCCACGCCCCCUCGUGCCACGCCCUAUUGGGAUUUACCCGUUAGGACACACCCCUCCGGACACGCCCCUGAGGCUCACGUCUUCCGCUCGAACUGGGGAUGUGGGACCUGAGGCCCGGCAGAGGGAGGGUGGGAUUGUGCUCCUGGUCGACUCGGACUCCUCUACGCGUUUGCUGAAUGUUUGCACUUGAUAACACUGUGUGUGUUUUGGCAUUAUGGACCCGAAAUAUACAUAAAAGAAGCAUCAGAA
Messenger RNA from Scleropages formosus (Asian bonytongue), 2315 nucleotides. Its product is annotated as fibroblast growth factor 12. The record is from RefSeq and is a predicted model, not a curated record. The coding region runs from base 554 to 1330 and encodes 258 amino acids. The transcript is spliced from 6 exons. NCBI's taxonomy places the organism in Eukaryota, Metazoa, Chordata, Actinopteri, Osteoglossiformes, Osteoglossidae. Gene Ontology annotation, molecular function: growth factor activity.